Messenger RNA from Orcinus orca (killer whale), 4593 nucleotides. It is a transcript of the gene MAPK15, whose product is annotated as mitogen-activated protein kinase 15. Gene Ontology annotation, cellular component: nucleus; cytoplasm. NCBI's taxonomy places the organism in Eukaryota, Metazoa, Chordata, Mammalia, Artiodactyla, Delphinidae. The record is from RefSeq and is a predicted model, not a curated record. Gene Ontology annotation, biological process: protein phosphorylation; intracellular signal transduction. Gene Ontology annotation, molecular function: ATP binding; protein serine/threonine kinase activity.
AUGGGUCGAGGCCUCCAGCCCGCUCCUCCAGCUCAGCCCUUCCCCUCGACCAGCCCGAAGAUUCUGGCGGGGUUCGACGCGUCUCAGGGUCACGAGAAGCGCAGCGCUGAUGGCGAUCACCAUGGCAAAGGGGAGGAUGGGCAGGAAUACCUGCCCCACCCCCUCCCCUCACCCCAACCUAAGCUGGCCCUGGGCCAGGCACCCUUCCUCCAGUGGCGGCCCCUCCACAGCCAAGUACCUUGGAAUCGGUGCCAGACCCACACGAGGCUCACGGUCAGCCCCAGGUGGAAGGACCAGAUCCAGGCCACGAGCCCACACUGGGAGCAGGAGAGAGGGGAGCCCAACUUCAGAGACCCAGGUGCAGGGGAGCACAGCAGGUCCACCCCACAGGGUCGGGGGCUGCACCGGAAACAGGCUGGGGGAACGCCCAGCUGUGCCUUCCGAGUCAAGCAUGCCGACCUUCCUGGCCUCUCGGCCCGCUCUUCACCUCGGACCCUCCAUACGCCUGCCCAGUUCAAGCGCUCGCACCCGCUGGGGAUGGCCCGGCCCCUGCCGCCAAAUGCCCAAGGAGUGGAGGGGCUGUCUGCGAAUGACACCCUAACCGUCGGCACCCCCUUAGCAGAGACCGGAGAAGCAAGGCGGAGGGAGGAAAGAGCGUCCCGGGCGUGUCUGGAGGCCUCCUGGCGCCCACCAGCCGGCAUAUGCGCCGCCGAGAUGGACCGUCACGUUGCCCAGCGAUACCUGCUCGGGCUGCGGUUCGGAAAGGGGAUGAGCUCGGAGGCCUACAGCAUCGUGUGGAAGGCGGUGGAUCAGAGGACUGGCGAGGUCGUGGCCAUCAAGAAAAUCUUUGAUGCCUUCAAGGACAAGACGGAUGCCCAAAGGACGUUCCGGGAAAUCAUGCCUCUCCGAGAGUUUGGGGACCGUCCCAACAUCAUCCGCCUCCCGGGUGUGAUCCGGGCAGAGAAUGACAGGGACAUUUACCUGGUGUUUGAGUCUAUGGACACCGACCCGAAUGCCGUCAUCUGCAAGGGCACACUGCUAAAGGACAGCCACAAGCGCUACGUCUUCCACCAGCUCCUGCGGGCCACCAAGUUCAUUCAUUCAGGAUGAGUUAUCCACCAGGACCAGAAGCCAUCCAACGUUCUCCUGGACGCCAGCUGUUUGGUGAAGCUCUGCGACUUUGGCCUCGCCCACUCCCUCAGCGGCCUCCCUGAGGGGCCCGAGGGCCAUGCCCUGACGGAGCACAUGGCCACGCGAUGGUGGGCUCCGGAGGUGUUCCUGUCCUCGAGCUGGUACACCCCCGGGGUGGACAUGUGGAGGCUGGGCCGCAUCCUGGGGGAGAUGCUAGCGGGGCGGCCCCUGUCCCCGGCACGUCCCGCUCACCAGCUGGGGCUGAUCCUGGAGGGCAUCCUAUCACCCUCCGAGGACGACCUCCUGGCUCUCGGCGCUGGCUCCGGCGCCUCGGUUGUGCAGCGCCUGGGGUCCCGGCCGGGCCCGACACUGGACGCCCUCCUGCCGCCCGACACCCGCCCAGAGGUCCUGGACCACCGCGAGUGACCCCUGGUGUUUGCCCCCGACAAGCGGCUCAGCGCGGCCCAGGCCCUGCAGCACCCCUACGUGCAGAGGUUCCACUGCCCGGCCCGGGAGUGCACCCUGGAGGCGGACGUGCGGCUCCCGGUGCACGAAGGAGCCCAGCUCUCGGCCACCGAAUAUCGCAGCCGCCUCUAUCAGAUGAUCCUGGAGCGCAGGGGUAACGGCCGCGUCCCGAGGGAGACGGGCCUGGGCGGCGUCCCCACGCCCCCGGCGCCCCCACUCAAACCCAGAGCCGCGGCCAAGCUGCCCUCGGGCUCGCCUGCACGGAAGCCCGGACGCCGGCCUCGAAGUAACCCCGGUCACGGCCCCGCGCACGAUGUCCCCGGCGGAGCCAAGGACCCUCCCAGGCAGAGCUCGGCCCCCCUGCACCAGCCUCCGCCCCCAGGAGGUCUUGGGAGAGGGAAAGGGCCCCGCUGGGCGACGGCAGGGCUCCCCUCGGCAUCCUGCUGGGUGAAGCCCAGCGGGAGGGGGGCGGCGCCCUCCUUGACCUCGCAGGCCGCCGCCCAGGUGGCCGUCCAGGCCUUGAUCCGGAGUGACCGGAACCGGGGCUGUGGUGGCAACGCGGCCGGCGCGUGACCGGUGAGCCCGUUCCUCCCCGGCCUCCCCGGAGGCCGGCCCGGCCGGAGGAUGUUCAGCGCCUCGGCCUCGCAGGAGGCCCAGGGGGCCGCGCGGGCCGUGCUCGGGGGCUGCUCCCAAGCCUACGGGACCGUCUGCCACUCGGCGCCGGGCUGCCUGCCCCUGCUCCCCGGACCCCGCGCCUGAGCCGCCCUAUGGGUCUUCAACCGGCCAUCCCCGGCACCCAGCCCCGCGCCCCUCCCCUAGUCCCUGGAUUGCCCCUCCUCCAGGCCUCCCCCCCGCUCGCCCCCCCCCCCACCCCGCCCCAGACCCCAGCGCUCUCCACCCACCUUUUCCCCAACCCGCCCUCUCCUGGGCACAUUUGAGUUCUGCAGCUUGUCCAGGCCUCUCUGGGGGAGUAGAUGAGGUUCACACUCCAGCCUCAAUCACCUUCUCCAGUAAAGUGUGGUCUGUGUGUCCCAGCCUGCCGACCCAACCUUCCUCCUCGGCUUCCUGCAGCCCACCCCUUUUCGAGGACACAGCCCUUGAGAAGCCUCGUGGGCACCAUAUGCUGUCACCCUGGGCUCCUGUCUGGUCACCUUUGUCCACAGCAGGCCUGCCUGGCGCUUGAGCACAUCAGAUCCCAGCUGGGGCUGCUGCAGGCUGUCCCCAGGGUGGUCCUGGCAGGAGAGGGUCUUGUGUAGUGCAUCUGUUGCCUGGGUGCAAGCUACCAUGUGACCACAUUUGUGGCCUUGAGCCAGAGCGGGAAAAGGGACAAGAUGGGGCAGCGCCCCUGACUGUAGCCAUUGUCAGUCACCCCAGCCCAUGCCCCACCAACACAGUGACUGACACCCAGUUUGUCGCCAGGCUUUGGUUGGGGGAGGGGGAGAACAGCUGGAAAUGUCUUGUGGGGCUCAAGGCUCCCUCCUCUGGUCAUCACCAGGCAAAGGGCCUGGUGUGAGCCCAGGUGGUGUGGGGGCCAAGGAGGUGGGAGGGGCCCAGCGGGCGCUGAGGUGUCUCCUGGUCCCAGGCACGCCUCACACCGCGUCUGACCCUGGGCAGCGGUCAGAACACAGGGAGGCCACUUCCCGGCUGCCUGGCCGGAGGAGCUCACAGCCUAAGGGUUUCGGCCUGUGCGGUGCUGCCAGGAGCAGGAAGCUCUGCCCUACUGUAAAAGACACGGGCUGCUGCGGGGGAAGGGCGAGGCUUGGGCAAGGAGAGCUGCACAGAGGGUGGACCCAGACCUGGCAGCUACAAGAGAGAUUCAAAGGCAGAGAGAACAGGGCUUGGGGGAAGGCCAAGCGUGGGGCCACCACAGUUCUGGCUUGGAGGUGAGCUAUUCACGAGAUGGGGACUGCCCGAGGGGCAGCUGUUUGCACUUCUAGAGCCUGAGGCAUAGCCCCAAGUGAUAAACAGGGGGACAAAUGAGACUAGGGUGAGUGCCACUGCCCACAAAGGGGCAGGGCGCCCGAGAAGUCCAGCCCUGAGUGCAGAGGCAGUGCUGCUGGGACUGGAGGGCCAGGGAGGCCCAAACAACUGGCACCCAGGCCAGGGGAAGCCCCAGGCCGAUGGGAGCUUCGAGACGAGGCUGGGAAGUGUCUGCUGGGCUAGGCAACCAGGGGCUGUGCCGACACAGAGGGCCAGGCGGCGGCGAGGAUGGGCAGCAGGCAGCUAAGUGUGGCAGUGAAGGGAGGCCUGCACAGGAAGGGGCCGAGAGGUGGAAGGGGGCUGUGUUGGUUAGAAGGUGCGGGUAGCGGUAUGGCAGUAGAGAGGGGGAGGGGCCUUUAGUACACGCAACAGGGAUGGGUGGUCGCAUCCAGAGGGAAUCGGAGACGGUCAUAAGGCUAAAGGUUGCAACACAAAGCUGGGUGAUUGUACACAUAUAAUUAUACACACACACACACACACACACAUUUGGGAACAUGCUGGAAUAUUUUGUGCCUUGUUUUAUUAACACCAAAAUGCGCAGCAUCACAUUUGAGGAGAUGUCUUAUUGAGCAUGACGUGGAGGACGCAGGUGGCAGGUGCUGAGGGCCUCUGGCCUCUCCCUGGGCAGAACCUCCCUUUCCUGCGAGGGCCUCCCUCAGCGAUAGGCCCGGCCAGGUCUGCUAAGAACAGCUGUGCACCAGGCCAGGUGAAACCAAACUCCUCAACAAGCACGUGAAGGCCCAGAAAUGCCCCAGCUUGUCCGGUUCCCCAGUGACCUUUCCCAUUCGAACCAAAGUCUCUGCUGUUACCCCUACCUGGGUGGUGGCUUUGGUAAACAGACUGCGAGCCGCCAGGGAGCAGGUGUCCCCCUACCCCACCUCCCCUCCGUUUACCAGCUACUCGGUCAGAAGUGCUGCCUCACUCAGCAGUCUGGUUCCUUACAUCCUUUCCCAGCCAGAGCAAUUGGGGUUCCUUAUACUUGGGAAAAAAAAAGAAAAAAAAGAAAAAGAAAAACAA